CCGAUCCCCCUCCCCCUCCCCCUCCGUCGUCUUCGCGGCGCCUCUUCCUACUGAACGUUCGAAACCACGCUCCAAAACCCUAGCUAGCUCCCCACCUCCGCCAAGAUGAGCUACGUGGCGUACAAGAUGAUGCACUGCCCCACGGGCAUCGACCACUGCGCCGCCGGCUUCAUCACCCACUGCCCCUCCGACGCCGCCGCCUUCUCCACGGCGGCGGCGGCGGCCUCCGGGCCCGAGGGCGACGUCGACUCGGCGAGCCGGCCGAAGCGCCUGGGGCCGACCCCCAACCUCGUCGUGGCGGCCGCCAACGUGCUGGAGGUCUACGCCGUGAGGGCGGAGGCGGUCGCCGACGAUGGCGCGCAGCCGUCCUCCUCAUCCGGCGCCGUGUUCGACGGGAUCUCGGGGGCGCGCCUGGAGCUGGUGUGCCACUACAGGCUGCAUGGCAACAUUGAGUCGAUGGCCAUCUUGUCGGACGGGGCGGAAAAUAGGCGAGACUCCAUUGCGCUUGCUUUCAGAGAUGCCAAGAUAACUUGUUUGGAAUUCGAUGACGCCGUCCAUGGCCUGCGGACUAGCUCAAUGCAUUGCUUUGAGGGCCCAGAAUGGCAGCAUCUGAAAAGAGGCAGGGAAUCAUUUGCCUGGGGUCCUGACAUAAAAGCCGAUCCGCUAGGCAGAUGUGGGGCUGCACUUGUUUACGGACAACAGAUGACCAUUCUGAAAGCUGCCCAGGUCGGGCAGAGCUUAGUAGGAGAAGAUGAACCUACACGUGCACUGAGUUCUACUGCUGUCCGUAUUGAGUCAUCAUAUUCGAUUGACCUACGUGCUUUAGAUACGAGUCAUGUCAAAGAUUUUACAUUUGUACAUGGUUAUAUUGAGCCUGUAUUGGUCAUACUACAUGAGCGAGAGCCUACAUGGGCUGGGCGUAUCGCAUCAAAGCACCACACAUGUAUGAUAUCUGCAUUUAGUAUAAGCAUGACAUUGAAGCAACACCCCAUGAUAUGGUCCGCUACUAACCUACCGCAUGAUGCAUAUCAAAUUCUUUCUGUCCCUCCACCUAUUAGCGGUGUUCUUGUGGUCUGUGCAAAUUCGAUCCAUUAUCAUAGUCAGUCCACUUCUUGUUCCCUUGCCCUCAACAAUUUCUCAUCACAGACAGAUGGCAGCCCAGAAAUUCCUAAAAUAAAUUUCCAUGUGGAGCUUGAUGCAGCUAAAGCGACGUGGUUAUCCAAUGACAUUGUAAUGUUCUCGACAAAGACUGGAGAAAUGCUGUUACUUACAGUAGUCUAUGAUGGGAGAACUGUGCAUAGAUUAGAUCUAAUGAAGUCAAAAGCAUCUGUCAUCAGUUCGGGUGUUACGACUAUUGGAAGUUCAUUCUUCUUCCUCGGUAGCCGUCUGGGAGACAGCCUUCUUGUGCAAUUUUCCUGUGGCUUGCCAGCAUCUGUGUUACCAGAUUUGACAGACGACCGGUCUGCUGAUAUUGAAGGUGAUCUCCCAUUUUCGAAGCGCCUAAAGAGGGUGCCUUCUGAUGUUUUACAGGAUGUAACCAGUGUUGAGGAACUUUCUUUUCAGAAUAAUAUGUUGCCAAACAGUCUAGAGUCAGCACAGAAAAUCUCAUACAUUGUGAGAGAUUCGUUGAUCAAUGUUGGUCCUCUGAAAGAUUUUUCAUAUGGUUUAAGAGCCAAUGCAGAUCCCAAUGCGACAGGAAAUGCGAAGCAAAGCAAUUAUGAGUUGGUGUGCUGUUCUGGUCAUGGAAAGAAUGGAGCACUUUCUGUGCUUCAACAAUCUAUUCGGCCUGAUUUAAUUACUGAGGUGGAAUUACCAAGUUGCAGAGGUAUUUGGACAGUCUACUAUAAAAGCUCCCGUGGACAUACCACUGAAUAUAAUGAAUAUCAUGCGUAUCUGAUAAUAAGUCUGGAGAGCCGGACAAUGGUACUCGAGACAGGUGAUGAUCUAGGGGAAGUCACUGAAACAGUUGACUAUUAUGUUCAAGGGGCAACCAUUGCUGCUGGUAAUUUGUUUGGAAGGAGGCGUGUCAUACAGGUAUAUGCCACAGGUGCUCGUGUGCUUGAUGGUUCUUUCAUGACGCAAGAGCUAAACUUUACCGCGCAUUCUUCAGAAUCGUCGUCGUCAAGUUCUGAGCCUCUUGGAGUGGCAUCUGCUUCCAUCGCAGAUCCAUACGUUCUUUUGAAAAUGGUUGAUGGAACUAUUCAACUUCUUGUUGGGGAUCAGUCUACUUGUGCUCUUUCCAUCAAUGCUCCCAGUAUUUUCACAAGCUCAAGUGAAAGAAUAUCUGCAUGCACACUUUAUCGUGACAGAGGCCCCGAGCCAUGGCUGAGAAAAACGCGUAGUGAUGCAUGGCUAUCUAGUGGCAUUACAGAGGCGAUUGAUGGUAGUGGUAGUUCAUCUCAGGAUCAGUCUGAUAUAUACUGUAUCGUUUGCUAUGAAAGUGGUAAACUAGAAAUAUUCGAAGUGCCUACCUUCAGAUGUGUUUUCUCUGUGGAAAGUUUCUUCUCUGGCGAGUCACUUCUGGUUGAUGGUGCAAAAGGACCGGAUGCCACUAAGGUUUCUCUGAAGAAAGAAGCAGCAAAUAACAUUCGGAUAGUUGAGCUUGCAAUGAAUAGAUGGUCUGGUCAGUUCAGUCGCCCAUUCCUUUUUGGCUUGUUGAACGAUGGGACAUUGUUGUGUUACCAUGCUUAUUGCUAUGAAGGCUUGGAAGGCAAUAUGAAAGCUAAUUCAUUUUCACCUGAUGGUUCUGCGGAUGUUGGCAACACCAGUGACACGAGACUAAGAAAUCUGAGAUUUCACCGGGUUUCUGUUGACUUCCCGUCACGCGAAGACAUAUCAAAUCUUGCACGACCAAGAAUCACGAUUUUUAACAAUAUUGGAGGUUAUGAGGGAUUGUUUCUUAGUGGCACGAAGCCAGUCUGGGUUAUGGUUUGUCGACAACGACUUCGGGUGCAUCCACAGUUAUGUGAUGGUCCCAUUGAAGCUUUCACUGUUCUCCACAACGUAAAUUGUUUUCAUGGACUUAUAUAUGUUACAUCACUGGGUUUUCUGAAGAUAUGCCAAUUGCCCUCAGCGUAUAACUAUGACAACUACUGGCCUGUUCAGAAGGUACCUUUGCAUGGUACCCCACAUCAGGUCACAUAUUAUGCAGAACAGUCCCUGUAUCCACUUAUUGUGUCUAUUCCUGUUGUGCGCCCCUUAAAUCAAGUGCUUUCUAUUAUGGCUGAUCAAGAAUUGGUUCAACACAUGGAUAACGAUGCUACAAGUGCUGAUGACCUCCAAAAGACUUAUACUGUUGAGGAAUUCGAGGUUCGCGUUUUGGAGUUGGAGAAACCUGGUGGACGUUGGGAGACAAGGUCCACUAUUCCAAUGCAAUCAUUUGAAAAUGCUCUGACUGUGCGCAUUGUUACAUUACAUAACACAACCACCAAGGAAAAUGAAACCCUGAUGGCCAUCGGGACUGCUUAUGUCCAAGGGGAGGACGUAGCUGCUAGAGGACGGGUGCUUCUGUUCUCUUUCACGAAAAGUGAAAAUUCUCAAAAUCUGGUGACCGAAGUCUACUCAAAAGAGAGUAAAGGUGCUGUAUCAGCUGUUGCAUCGCUUCAAGGUCAUCUUGUGAUAGCUUCUGGCCCAAAAAUCACAUUGAACAAAUGGUCUGGUUCUGAAUUGACAGCUGUUGCAUUCUAUGAUGCCCCUUUGCAUGUCGUGAGCUUGAACAUUGUCAAAAAUUUCGUUUUGUUCGGUGACAUCCAUAAAAGUGUGUAUUUUCUUAGUUGGAAGGAGCAAGGUUCUCAGCUGACUCUGCUUGCAAAGGACUUUGGAUCUCUUGAUUGCUUCGCGACUGAGUUCCUAAUUGAUGGAAGCACAUUGAGCCUUAUAGUUUCUGACUCUGACAAGAAUGUGCAGAUUUUGUACUAUGCUCCCAAAAUGGUGGAGAGCUGGAAGGGGCAGAAGCUCCUUUCCAGAGCAGAAUUUCAUGUUGGAGCCCAUAUAAGCAAGUUUCUGAGGUUGCAGAUGCUUCCCAUAGCAUCUGAGAAGACAAAUCGUUUUGCUCUUCUGUUUAGUACUCUAGAUGGUGGCAUCGGAUGCAUCGCACCUGUUGAUGAGUUGACAUUCCGCCGGCUCCAGAGCUUACAAAGGAAGCUUGUGGAUGCUGUCUCCCAUGUGUGCGGCCUGAAUCCAAAAUCAUUCAGGCAGUUUAAAUCUAACGGGAAGGCGCAUCGUCCUGGACCAGAUAACAUCAUUGACUUUGAGCUUCUUUCAUACUACGAGAUGUUAUCGCUAGAAGAGCAGCUUGACAUUGCACAGCAGAUUGGAACCACCCGCUCACAGAUCCUUUCCAACUUCAGUGAUUUUUCGCUGGGCACUAGUUUUCUGUGAGCUAAAGAUGGGAGGUGCUGAAAGCAACACCAUGAUACAGAUGGUAAAUGCAUCCAAAGCUGCUUGCCGCUUGGUGAUUCUUCGGAACUGCAGUGACCCUUGCACUCUGGCACCAGCCUUCUCAUUAAGAUCAUGUCUGCAGGCUAGGAUUAUGUAGUGUAACCAAGGGAACAAUCAUUGCCUGGCCAGUUUGAUCUUACUCGGUAAGUUAUGACCACAGGCAUAUGAUUUAGCAUUUCAAAGCGCAUUGUAGAUGCUCAUGGCGGUUUCACACUAUUUACCUGAGCGUCUUGCAGGUUGCUUUUAGCUAGCUGAUGUCUCCUUGGGGACUGUAAUUUACCAUCUUAAGGACUCGUGAUGCAAUUUUCUAUUAGGAUGUAAAAGAUUGGGUUUCCACAUGCUGCUUAGCUGCUGAGAGACCUGUUAAUCUCUGGGAGUAGAUGUCUUUUGUAGUUUUAUUCUGCAUUUUUUGUAGAUCAAAUUGUUCUACUCUUGCUCAUCCCCAAAGAAUUAUCAUUUGUGAAA
Molecule: messenger RNA, 4905 nt
Organism: Lolium perenne
Lineage: Eukaryota; Viridiplantae; Streptophyta; Magnoliopsida; Poales; Poaceae
Product: probable cleavage and polyadenylation specificity factor subunit 1
Cellular component (GO): nucleus
Molecular function (GO): protein binding; nucleic acid binding
Source: RefSeq, a predicted model, not a curated record